Messenger RNA from Aspergillus uvarum CBS 121591, 1095 nucleotides. RefSeq lists its product as uncharacterized. The coding region runs from base 1 to 1095 and encodes 364 amino acids. The record is from RefSeq and is a predicted model, not a curated record. The transcript is spliced from 2 exons. NCBI's taxonomy places the organism in Eukaryota, Fungi, Ascomycota, Eurotiomycetes, Eurotiales, Aspergillaceae.
AUGGCUAUCUCUUCCCUCCUUCGUCGAGGAGUGGAGGCUGCUGUGGACUACCAGUCCAAGCAGCCCUCCCAGAGCCAGCCAACCAUCCAUUUGGCGGGGUGGUUGUCGGCUUUCUUCAUCUUCACCGUCCUUGCUUUCAUUGCCAUUCUUCUUUCGGUCGAGUACACCUACGGGCAGCUGAUUCCUACCCUCGCUAUUGUGGAAGACACGAACCCUGAUAUCUACGUCCGCAUCGAUACCGACUUCGACCCGAACAAGCCCGCCGAUGCGACCGAGCCUGAGAUCGAGACCCGCUUGCAGCCCAUCACCAACAAGUUAUGCACUACCAUCCGUCAUCUUCGCGCCCGGGCCGGUCCCUGGUCCCGUUUCCGCGGGUUGAGCAUGUACUUGGCAUACGGCUUUGCUCAGUCGGCUGUAUACUCCCUGGUGCCCUUUUCUGCCGCCGCGUUCCUUCCUCAUUACAUUAUGUACGUUGUCAGCGGCGUUCUGGUGGCCAACCUCCAGCUCGCGUGGGUCCACAUUGUCAUCUCGGAGCCCUCCCCCAAGCGCUUCUACCAGCGCAUUGGGGGCUUCCAGACGUGGAAGCGGAUCGCUCCCGUUGCGGCCUUCGAGCAUGCCGUCACUGGCGCCGGCCUGUACGGUCCCCUUUUCCUCAUCGAUGCCUUUGGCGGCUUUGACGGACUUAAGGAUGUGAACUCCUUCACCCCUACCGAUCCUUCUUUCACCAAGGCUAUCUGGACCAUUUAUGGUCUCCUCCUUCUGCCCACCGUGGUGUCGUUUGUGGCUUCCAUUCCUGCGCGGGCCAUCUUCCUUCGCGUGGCUGCUUCCAUGCUUCCUGAAGAGGAUGAGGCUAUUGUGCCUUUCGACCGCUCCUACGGCGGCAAGGUGCAGCCUGCCAUCCUGGGUGGCAGUGGUAAGCUCGGCAUCUCCGAUGCUUGGAAGACCCUCGAUCGCCCUGCACUGACCCGUUUCGUGAAGUCGAUGUGCAAGGCUGUUGCUAUCGAGGCCGGCGUGGCCAUGUUCUUCACGAUGCUGCUCACCGGCCAGAUCCUCGCCGGAGCUGUGACUUACGGGUUUCCUGGAAACAACGCUUAA